Molecule: messenger RNA, 1560 nt
Organism: Ordospora pajunii
Lineage: Eukaryota; Fungi; Microsporidia; Ordosporidae
Exons: 1
Coding region: 1-1560 (519 amino acids)
Source: RefSeq, a predicted model, not a curated record
AUGGAUAUCGAGAAGGAUAUUUCAUACAGUGAGUGUCUCUUUGAACCUUUGGAAAGAAAAACAUUUAUGGAGAUGGUUUGUCUUCUGGCAUCUUUUCCAAAAGCAAACGACGUGGAAUGCGCUUUUUGCCAGGAUUCUGUGUCCAUACACAACCUCCACGAUAUGUUCAAGGUAUACGGAUGUGCUCUUUCGUGUCUUAUAAGCCACAUCAUGCAUGUUCACGAGACAGACUUGUCUGUGCUCUUCAGUGUCGAGAAGUUCAUAAUGCAUAAAAUAGCAAAAAAGGGCGUUGCAAACGUGCUCGGUGUUCUGGCGUAUAGAAAAAGCACUAACGAAAUGUAUUCUGAGAUCCUGAAGGAUCAGCUUAUUGCUACAUUCAAGGAAAACUUCGUUGACAAGACGAUCAAAAUCAAUUGCGAGCAAGAAAUAGAGUCAAUAACAUACAGGUACUGCAAAAAGCUGGGCGAAUCAGGCAUUGCACUCUGCACCAAUCAUCUGGAGGUGUUGAUGAUCAUGCUGUUCAGACGAAACGAAUCGAUCAGAUUCUUCAAAGUGCUCAAGAAGCACAGUAUAACAUAUCCAAUAUUCAAGCUUGCGCUACUGCUUAGCAUGAGCUCAGACUCAAAUGUGUCCACGGCUGCAUUGAUAAACGACUUCAAAGGAUAUGCAUUCGUGGAUAGCACACUUACACAGAAUCAAAUAAAUGAGUAUCUUGAAGAGCAUGCGGACAUGCUUGCAUCAGGUAUUGAGCUGGAUGAAUGGGUGUCUGCUCGGCAAAAAAGCGUGUAUUGGAGCGAGUGUCUUGAUGUCUGGGCUGCAAACAGAAUGCAUGAAAUCAGCGCGAUGGACAACUCAAUGCUUGAACUCUGUGUAAAAUCCAAGCAUUAUGAGGAUGGAUGGCUGAUAUAUGAGACCCACUCGAACACAAAUAUUAUCAGCACUUCAAAAGUCUGUGUUUUGUGCAUGAAUGCACUGAGAGAUACGAAUGAUUGCAAAUGGAUAGACAGGCUUGCAGUGCUUGUAGAAAGUGUAGUUGGCAGGGGAGAGCCAGAAUCGAUUUGUGCAUUACUUGAAAGCAUCAUGCAUAGGAUCUCCGAGCUUCCACAGAAUCGUCUGGCUUCGGCUCUCAAUGCAAUGGAUGGAGCGAUAGAUCGCUUGAGCAAAUACCAAGACGUGGUUGUAUACAUGCUGUCUGCAAUCUGUGCGUUGUGCACUAAGUGUGGAACACCAGAGAUUAGCUCUGUUUGCAUGAGAUAUGCCAGGCAGAUGUAUGGUGGUUGGAAGAAAAAUACCAUGAAGGGAACUUUCUCGAAUCAUCUCGAUAAGGCAACGUUAGAAGUGCAAAACAACAUGCUUGCAGCAUGCAACGCACUGAAUGACUGUGAAGGGUUUGAUGAGGUUUGCAAUGAUUUGGCACGCAUGAAUAUAGACAUCAGCAAGCCAUUGUGCAUCUGCGCAUACAACACCCACAACAGGAAUUGCAAUUGCAAUCUUUCAAAAACUAAUCUCAUGGCUAAGAGAAGCAAAAAGCCGUCUGUAUUUGGGUUCUUGAAUAGAUGA